Molecule: messenger RNA, 1175 nt
Organism: Procambarus clarkii (red swamp crayfish)
Lineage: Eukaryota; Metazoa; Arthropoda; Malacostraca; Decapoda; Cambaridae
Source: RefSeq, a predicted model, not a curated record
GACUAAUGAUUGCAUCGUUGGUGCUCUUUUGGGACCGGAAGCCAAACUGGCAGGCCAAACUCCUCUAUCUACACCACAACGCAACAAACACUUUUGAAGCUCUUAUCAUUCUCAACAUAAACGCGCCUCCCUACAUGUGUACUGGUGCAGUCAUCGGGAGGCUAAACCCUUCAUGCAAACUGCACACCCACUAUCAUGAAGAAGAAUACAGCUGGUUAUAGCAUACACUCGAGGUAAAAUGGCACAGCGAUUGGGUCGAUUGAACCGAGAAUGUCAGCAGUUACAAGAAUCUCCCCCAGCUGGUGUUUCAUGCUGGCCUGAAGGAGACAAACUUGAUGUAUUCAGUGCAGUAAUUGUUGGUGAUGAGGACACGGUAUACGCUGGAGGAAUAUUCAGACUUGAAGUGGAAGUCCCUGAAAGAUAUCCAUUCUUGCCGCCAAAAGUACGAUUUCUUACAAAGAUUUACCAUCCCAAUAUUGACUCUGCUGGAAGAAUUUGCUUGGACAUUCUAAAACUACCUCCAUCAGGAAGUUGGCGGCCAGCUCACAACCUGGCCAGUGUCCUAACCUCCAUACGUCUUCUUAUGGCUUCUCCAAACCCAAAUGAUCCGUUAAUGACUGAAAUUGCAGAAGAAUAUCAGCUAAAGAAGUCACAGUAUGAAGCCACAGCCAAAGACUGGACAUCUAAAUAUGCCAAAAAUAUGGAAGAAAUAAAACCAGACAAGUCGGUGCAAUCUUCAGCAGCAAAGCGAAGUGUUGGGCUGGAUGAAGAUAUUGAGGCUAAUGAAAAGAAAAUGAAGAGAUAAAUAUUAUUAGCAUAAUUUUCUUUUUUGCAUCUAAUGAAUGCCUCAUUCUUCAAUGUUGAGACAUUUUUAAUAUAUAUUUUUUUAUAUAUACAGUACUGUACUGUGUUUAGUAUUAGAUAUUUAUUUAGAUUUUAUAAUAUGGUUGUUUAGCAUUCUGAAAUUAGUUUUGUAACAAUUAAAAUAUUUCUGUAUUAGUUAAUGCAAAUCGUGAAGUGAGAAACUUUACUGGUGAAAGUGAUCACAAGUUCUGUAUUGUAGGAUGUUGGCUUGAGAAAUUUCCAUCAGGAAAUUUUGUGCUGUAUAGCUCAUGACUACAUGUUUUGUGCAGUCGGUCAUAUAGCUCAUGGCUACAUGUUUUGUGCUGUCGGUC